UACCCCUUCAAAAUCCGUCAGAGCACAGCACCAUAUAUAUUUUCAGAUUCACUAUGGAGAUUCGAAAUUUUAUACGUUUGAUAUUUUUACUACUUGUAUUUCCAUUUCCACGGCCAACGGAAGCGGGCUAUCAGAUAAGUUAUCGGGAUCAAAGGCGCGUCAAACGCAUUUCAACGCCAAAUUUCGAAAAGGACAGAACUUGGGAAUUGUCGAAAUAUGUCGUCUCGAUACGAUCGCGUACGCCGCGUAAAUAUUUCGGGGAUAAUCAUUUCUGUGGCGGUGCCAUAAUAUCCCUGUCCUUUAUCCUAACUGCUGCCCAUUGCACCAUGGAUAAACGCAAGAUAAUGCAUCGCAGUCGUGUCCUUCUGGUGGUGGCUGGCACCCCGAACAGGCUCAAAUACAUAACCGAUGAGACGGUCAAUGCGCCAGUUAAGCAGGUUUUUGUUCCCGAAAACUUUACCAUAUUCAAUACCAAUAACAUUGCAUUGAUUCAACUAACCGAAGAUCUUCCCACGGAUAAUUUGCGUAUAGCGGUUAUUAAAUUACCCACUUCCGAGCCAAUACCCGGCAUGAAUUACACAGUUUUGGGCUGGGGAAGAGUCUAUAGGGGAGGUCCUUUGGCCUCGUCGAUUGUGCACAUUGAUGUCCUGAUGAUAAAUCAUACUGAAUGUGAUAAUAUGCUUAAUGUUUUCAUGCCCGAAAUGAUAUGCGCUGGCAAUUUGGAUAAUGGUCUCGAUGAGAAUCCAUGUGCCGGCGAUACUGGUGGCCCAAUGAUUCUCAACGGGACGAUCUACGGUAUUGUUAGCUAUCGUAUUGGUUGUGGCUCCACAACCCUGCCUUCGGUAUACACCAAUGUCUACUAUCAUUUAAAUUGGAUCAACGACGUGAUGACAAAUGGGAAAGGUGCCAUAAUCCACAUUACACGUCUCUCACUUGUGUCUCGGGGUUUGAUUUUUCUUUAUUUGUUUGUCAAUUGAGAGGAUAAAUAUAUCAGAUUUUAAGCAAG
Drosophila willistoni is the source of this 1006-nucleotide messenger RNA. RefSeq names its product trypsin-2. The transcript has 3 exons. NCBI's taxonomy places the organism in Eukaryota, Metazoa, Arthropoda, Insecta, Diptera, Drosophilidae. Gene Ontology annotation, molecular function: serine-type endopeptidase activity. The coding region runs from base 54 to 977 and encodes 307 amino acids. The record is from RefSeq and is a predicted model, not a curated record. Gene Ontology annotation, biological process: proteolysis.